AUGUCUGCGUGUUACAAACAUACACUUUUCCUCUGGAUCGAAGGCUACUUUCCAAAGCGUAUCGCCUAUUACCUUCUCUCCAAGGGCAUCUGCUCUUCUGUGGAACAGCUAUAUGAUGGAAAGACGAAUGAGAGCAAUCUGAAAAUCGUACCCAUUACUUUUACUGGUGAUGGCUUCGUUUCUGAGGACCCUGAAGAGCCCUUGCCACCUGGCAACAAAGUGCCCGCACUCCGUCUUGAUGAUACUGAGAGCGGCAGGUCAAUCUGGAUCCACGAGACGUGGAGCAUUAUUAACUACCUCGAAGAAGUAUUCGAUGGUAACAACUACCGUCAAAUGUGGUCUACGAACCCUAUCGACAGAGCCAUCACUCAAGACGUCCUCAGUUACAUCGCCCUCGCCACAGACGCCGGUCGGAUCUGGCUCGUCAAUUGCGCUCCAUACAUGGCUGCUUUUUGGAACAUUCCCGCCUCUGAGCUCAGUCUCCCCGUUGGACGUCGCGCCCGACGUGAAUUCGAAGGGCACUUCAAAACGCUGCAGAAUGUGGCUGCUGGCAAUCUUACCUCAACGGGCUGGCUUACGCCUGCGGCUGACGGAGGUCCAGGCAUGGCUGACGUGAUGCUCGCUGCGACGGUGAGACAUACGGAGUUGAGCUGGCGUGAGUUUAUUUUGGAAGAUGAGGAGCUUGGUAGGUUGAGGAAGUGGUAUGAGAAGUUUAAGACGGUGGAGUUUUGGUAUGAGUUGGAGGAGACGGGGCGGUUCCCUGAGAACGCGAAACGUGCUGCCGUGGUUACUUCAAGACCUGUCCUCCCUUGGGAGCCCUCUCGAGGCUUGGAUAACUUCUCAGCUCUCAUCAAUCGCACCUCAACAUCACGCACAGCAACAUCAAACACAAUGGCCAGAACAACGCUAACUCACAUUCCCCUCGCGUACCGCAUCCUCUUCCUCUGGUUCGAACCAUUUGCCGCGUUCGCAGGCUCCUUCAUAAUCUGGUUCUCCCCCGAAAUGUUUCUCAACACAAUGACCCCGACCGCCAAAUUUGCACCCGACAAUCGCGUUAUUUACAAUCAGGUCGCAGCGACAUACACGCUCUUUGCCUACAACGAAGCGAUUCUUCUACGCGCUACCAACGAUCUGCGUGUUUGGAGGACUGUCUUGAUUGGGAUUUUGAUAUGUGAUGCGCUGCAUCUGUAUGCGAGCUGGCUUGCGAUUCCAGACGUGUUUUGGAAUCCCGCGGCGUGGAGAUGGGAGGAUUGGGCCAAUUUGGGGAGUCUGUGGGGACAGGGUGCUGUGAGGAUCGCGUUUUUGAUGGGAGUUGGUUUGCAGGGGAAUACUCGUGUCAAGUCCGAUUGAGAUUCAGAGAUGGAAGCGAUGAGGCUGAAUGCGACGGAUUGGAAGUGAGGCACAGUCGUCGGCAUUGCAAUCUUGGCAAUCUGGCCAGACGCUUGGCGAUGGAACACCCUUGUCACAGCGGCACAGUCGGCAAAUGAUGGGCCGAAAAGCGUCGAUGUUCACAACCUGAGAGAGCGCGCUAUUAUCGCUUCAAGCCGAUGCAUUCAUUCCUAGCAUUUAAAUGCGCCAUAGCAAUUACUGUGACAAGCAAUUCAAUGUCAAAUUAUCUCCUCUACACUAUUUUCUUUUAUCGUUAUCUCGAGUUCCGCAGGAAAAAAG
Fusarium oxysporum Fo47 is the source of this 1668-nucleotide messenger RNA. RefSeq lists its product as uncharacterized. The transcript has 2 exons. The record is from RefSeq and is a predicted model, not a curated record. NCBI's taxonomy places the organism in Eukaryota, Fungi, Ascomycota, Sordariomycetes, Hypocreales, Nectriaceae. The coding region runs from base 1 to 1350 and encodes 449 amino acids.